AUGGAGACCGAAUCGGGGAAAUUCACAGUAAAGGCAGGCAAAAAGGGUUUAGAGCAGGUAAAAGAUUUAGAAAUUUAUGAGAAAAAAGAGCCAAAACCCACACCACUUAGUAAGGAAACUCAUGUGGUGAUUAAUGGUCGAUGGUUUGUGGAAUUAGAGAUUAGUCAUUAUUACCGAACUAAACCAGGUCGAUCCACCGUGAAUGAUGAGAUAAUUAAGGAAAAUAUGACAACUAAAAAUAAUAACUUAAAAAAAAAUAAAACUGGAUGGAGGGAAAUUGAUGUUUCGGAAUUAGAAAGAAUGAGACAACCAGGUUAUCGACGAAUAAAUCAAGGUUUAACUCCUAAUGCCACUCCCUUAGCAAAGAGCAAGCAUGAGAUUUGUAAAAGUAUUUUGCGCUAUAAAAGGGAGCAUAAUCUGUCAGAAAAAGAAAUCGGUCAACUAUUAGGAAUUAAACAAACUGAUAAAUUAGAAUAUCUUUUGUUUUGCCACAUUGAUUACUUUACGUUGGAUGAAUUAGUUGAUUAUGCUAAUUUAGCCCAUGAUCAAUCAGCAAAAAUUCAGCAACUUACCCAGCAGAUUCAACAAUUAGAAAAUAAUUUAGCCGGAGCAAACGAAGUCAAAACUCUUUAUCAGCAAAAAGCAAGUGAUUUAGAAACUUCUUUAUUAAAUUUAGGAAAAAGUAAACUAGCCGGCAAAAAAGAGUAUUUAAACCAAGAGGAAUAUAAUACAAAAGAAAAGAGGGAGAGGGUGAAAGAGUUAAAACUUUUUCAGGAAGGACUAGAAGGAUGUUUAGAUUUAGGAGAGUUUGCUAAUUUAACUAAAUUUGGAUGCAUGGAUAACUUCUUAGACUCCAUUGGUUUUAGCAAGAAUGUUAAUUUAACUAGUCUUGAUUGCUACAAAAAUAACCUCACCUUUUUGGAUGUUAGUGGCUGUGUUAAUUUAACUAGUCUUAGUUGCUGCAAAAGUAAUCUAACCUCCAUAGACUUCUUAAACCAAUUACCUAAUCCUGAAAAGUUAGAAGUAUUAGAAAUUUACGACAACAAUAUUCAACCGACCACUCUUGACUUCCUGCAACCUUUUGUCAAUUUAAAAGAUUGUAAAAUGGGACUUAAUAGUGUAGAACCAAUUAAAAACUUAACCAAAUUAGAAAAGUUUUGUAUUGCUGGCACUGAUGUUGAGGAAGGAAUUGAAUAUAUACCUAUUAAAUUAGCCCAAUUAUCCAGCCAAGCCGUAAAAGAAGAUAAGAAUACUAUGGAAGAAAACUUAAUUGAUUGUCAACCUUUACGAGAAGAUGCUAAAGUUAAAAAAAUCCAAGAUCAAUUAAGACCCUUUAAUUACGACCUAGAAGCCUGA
Funneliformis geosporum is the source of this 1356-nucleotide messenger RNA. Lineage: Eukaryota; Fungi; Glomeromycota; Glomeromycetes; Glomerales; Glomeraceae. The record is from the annotation of a GenBank genome assembly.